UUAACAAAUAUCUCAGGACAAGAAGAUCUGGACCGUAUUUUAAAUAUAAUGCGAAUGAUUAUUUUUUGCAAGACAAACACUAGAGAUUUCACUAGCCUGGCCCCACGCUGUAAUGCCAUAUGAAAUGACAGAGUGUACACACGCAUGGUAGACAUGCUGAGCGUAAGUAUUAGAUUCAGACUUUUUCCAAGCUUCUUACAUACGGAAUCAAUUUGCUCUGUCCAUCUUAAAUUGCAAUCAAAGCUUACAUCUAAAAAAACAGUUUUUUUUUUGGAAGUUACAACUGUCUUGCAUAGGGUUAAAAUAAGAGGUUAAC
Acanthoscelides obtectus is the source of this 316-nucleotide messenger RNA. The record is from the annotation of a GenBank genome assembly. Lineage: Eukaryota; Metazoa; Arthropoda; Insecta; Coleoptera; Chrysomelidae.